Molecule: messenger RNA, 443 nt
Organism: Porites evermanni
Lineage: Eukaryota; Metazoa; Cnidaria; Anthozoa; Scleractinia; Poritidae
Source: the annotation of a GenBank genome assembly
UUAGUUGCUGUUGUCUACAGUCCACCUAGUGACAACAGUGCAAUCAUCGAGUUCUUGAACACCUAUACUUUACUAAAGCUGGAUGAAUUUGGUGCCCAGUCUGUGGUACUGCUUGGUGAUUUCAAUAUCUACCACACAGAUUGGCUACUGGAAGCCACACUCUAGAAAUGGCCAACUCCUUUGGACUACAGCAGAUCGUCACUGAGCCUACUAGAGAUGACCAGAUCCUCGAAUCGGUGAUUACUGACCUAGUUUCCACAGCUACGACAUUUGCCAAACUUGGAACAUCGGAUUAUAAUCCAGUUCUAGUGAAACUUCAAGUACCCAUCUACAGAGAUAGGCCCUACAGAAGGAGGGUCUGGCGCUAUGACAAAGCGGACUACUGGGAUAUGAGAGGCUACAUCUCCUCAGCGGAUUGGCCCAGUGUCUUCCGACGCAACUGA